AUGUCCUUUGCAACUGCGAGUCGAAGGUCUGAUGAGGACUCUGAUGGGGCAGACACAAACCACCUGUACAAAUUGGAGAACUUGUUGCAAGCGGGUGAAUAUCUUCGGGACGACGAUCUAUGGCCGGCUUACAUGCGCUGCAUCGCGGUUUCCUUGGUACAGUUCGCGUGCGCACCCGUGGUUUUUGUGUGUGUGUGUGCUUGCAGUGGUCGCGUCACUGCCGCUGGCAUGACUAUAGGUUUCAUGCUGAUUGGCUCCACGGCCUUCCAGUAUUCGCUGGCGGACACGCUGGUUUCGUGGCUACAGCGGCAGCCAUGUAGGGCUUCAUGGCAGCACUCCAUCGAUGCUCUUGCCGACUUUGGGAGUACCUGCAGUAUGUGUUGCUUCCUGUCACAUGUAUCUGCCACCAUGUUUGGCAUGAUCGAAGCUAUAGAUCCUGCUCUGGAUGCUUGGGCGGCCGCGAAUGCAUUCAACCUGUACACAGAUGAUCUCCGUCUCAAGUUUGAGUCAACUUGGAAUCACAUUCCGUUGCUAGGUUGGCUGGUUGCUUACUUGGGAUUGCCUGGUGUUCUGCUGUCCAUACUUCUUUUCUCCAUGCUGUGUCAGCUCUGGUCUCUAUACGAGCAGGAUCAGCAUGUCACCACGUACAAGCUGUUCGACAAAUUCAUGGAAGGUGCAGAGACGGGCAUCGAGCACAGAUACAAGCUGUGGUAUGAGUGGAAACAUGUUAGCGACCUCGGUGGCCUGCUAGUCCUACUCAGAGUCUUUGAGAAGUUGGUCUAUGCGGAGCUGGAGCUGGACACAAACGGAGCUUUGUAUCCUUUGGUUGAUCGGUUUUGGUCCUUUGUUCCUAAGGUACUUGCAGAAGCUCUUCCGAGUCUUUGGUUCCAAGUUUCCGUCAUCGCUCUGACGUACGAGUCAUCUUCACGCAGUGUACUCGCUAUAAAUGUGGUGUCAGUGGCCAGCAGCGUGUUUGUUGUGGGAAGGUCGCUGCACCUGCAGUUGCAGACCUUGGUCAAGUCGUGGCAAACCAGGACAUGUUCGUACUUCACCAAACCGCGCAUGUUGCAGAAUUGCGCAGCUUGGUUGUUUUCGUUCUGCUGCUUCUCCAUCUGCUUGAUCCGACUGGCAGGUUUGUGGAUCUGCCCCGGCCACGUUUACUCGCUGGGUCGCGGGUGCUUCGACGUUGAUCAUCAGGAUCUCGGCGAGCGAAAUCCCAUGUGA
Symbiodinium sp. CCMP2592 is the source of this 1224-nucleotide messenger RNA. Lineage: Eukaryota; Dinophyceae; Suessiales; Symbiodiniaceae. The record is from the annotation of a GenBank genome assembly.